Molecule: messenger RNA, 828 nt
Organism: Funneliformis mosseae
Lineage: Eukaryota; Fungi; Glomeromycota; Glomeromycetes; Glomerales; Glomeraceae
Source: the annotation of a GenBank genome assembly
AUGAAUAUCAUAACUGGUGCAAGUAAAAAUCACUUUUGUCCAUUAAAAAGCUUUAUUUAUCAUUUGAAUGAUACUUUAAAAGGUUUAAAUGUAAAAAAAAGAGUGUUUGUUUACGAUCUGGGAUUAACAAAGUAUCAACACGAUGAAAUUAAAAAGUUAAUGGAACUUGGAUAUUUUGAUGAAUUACGCGUUUUCAAUUUUUCAGCAUAUCCAUCAUUUUGGAACAUUAAUAUAGCGCGUGGUGAAUAUGCAUGGAAACCUGGUAUAGUCGCAGAAGUGGCUAAAGAAUAUCCGGGAAUUGUUGCUUGGUUAGAUUCUGGUACUUUACCCGAGAAAGCAUUUUUUGAAAAUUUGCCUUCUUUAUUAGUUGAGUAUGAUGGACUUAUUUCCCCUAAUUCACCCGGACUUAUGAGAACAUGGACGCAUCCGGGUGUUUAUGCUUAUUAUGGUGAUGACGAAACGAAAUAUUAUGACUUUCCGAGUUGUAAUGCUGCUUCCGUGGUCUUUGAUACUAAAAAGGUUCAACAUAUUAUUGAUGAUUGGUAUUCAUGCGCUCUGGUCAAAGAUUGUAUUGCACCUGUUGGAAGUAGUAGAACAAACCAUCGCCAAGAUCAAGCUAUAUUAACCUAUUUGGCCGCACGUGAAGGACGUUAUUGUUUUUUGGAACUAGAAGAAUUAUGGCUUCAUACUCAUCAGGAUAGAAACUGUCAACAAAUCAUCACCCAUUAUGAGAAAUUACAUAAAGUCAAGAAAAUAUCACAUAAAGUCAAAAAGAAAUCACAUAACGUCAAGAAGAAAUCACAUAAAGUCAAGAUUAAAACUCAUUAG